Molecule: messenger RNA, 4672 nt
Organism: Penaeus chinensis
Lineage: Eukaryota; Metazoa; Arthropoda; Malacostraca; Decapoda; Penaeidae
Product: adenylate cyclase type 1-like
Exons: 10
Coding region: 565-2934 (789 amino acids)
Biological process (GO): cAMP biosynthetic process; adenylate cyclase-activating G protein-coupled receptor signaling pathway; intracellular signal transduction
Molecular function (GO): adenylate cyclase activity
Source: RefSeq, a predicted model, not a curated record
UACAACAAUUUGGACCCAGAAACCAUUGGCCCACACAUACACAAACAUGCACUCACAUACACACACACACACACACAAACAUACACUCACAUACAUACACACACACAUAAAUAGAUUUUAAAAAUAUAUAUAUACAUAAAAUAAGGAAUGUAUAAAAUUCACCACCCACCCAAACACCACGCCUCACGCCCCUCAAAGUAAUUAUUCUGCAACGUCUCCUACAGGUCGUGGUACAGCGGCUGGUGGGGCUGCCAGAAGGAGAUUGAGUACAGACGCAAGCCCGACCCCAUUCACCACUACGCCCUCGCUGUUGCGUCUCUCCUGGUGAUCCUGAUUGCAGCUCUCGUGGCCACGGCGCUUCCAGCGAGGUUAUGGCAGCUGUGGAUCGCCGUGGCCCUGUGCGCGGGCGUCGUCCUCCUGGUGGCCCAGUGGUCGUGGUCGUGUGGCCGUAAGACCGUCAUACGCAAGUGGUGGGCCAGAAUUGUCACGUCUGCCUGCGUGGUGAUAGCUGGUACACUUCUGGCCUUGUCGUGGAUAGUUGUUCCAGAAUCAGCUGGGGAGCAAAUGACGAUCGAAUCGCUGCCGCUCACCGUGAACACUUCCCUGCCAAUCUUGACGCCGCCUGAACGUGUGCUACAGAACGCUGAGCUAUGGGUAUGGGCAUGCCUGAUCUCCAUCGGCGUGGCGGCUGUCUUCCCCCGCAUCGGCGUCCUCACCAAGCUCUUCGUCAUGCUGUCGGUCACGGGCGCCCACGUCUUCGCCUUCUUGCACUCCGAGAACCACCUCCUGCUGCCGUUCCUGACGCAUACGUACAUGAACUUGCCCAGCGUCUCGUGGUGGGCUGUAAUGGGCGUCCAAGCUAUGAUGCUGAUGGGUGUCCUCGGCGUGUUGGGCGGCCAAAGCGAGGCCAAGGCGCGGGCACAGCACACGUGGGCGUACCAGGUUAUGGAAGAGCAGGAAAAAGUGGACCGGAUGAAGAACGUUAACAAGAUACUCCUGGAGAACAUCCUGCCGGUGCAUCUGGUGGAUCGGUUUAUUUGCGAUACGCCCAAGGAACUCUACCACGAACGAUACAGCAGCGUGGGUGUCAUGUUCGCCUCUAUCCCCAACUACAAGGAGUUUUAUGAUGAAACCGACGUCAACAAACAAGGCCUCGAGUGUUUACGUUUGCUGAACGAGAUUAUUUACGACUAUGAUGAGCUGUUGGCGAAGCCGAAAUUUAGCGUCAUAGAAAAAAUCAAGACCAUUGGUAGCACGUACAUGGUGGCAGCUGGUCUUCAUCCGGGCAAGGAGAAUGCGAGAGACAGGACAGAAUACUGUUUAGUUCUGCUCGUGGAGUUUGCGCUGGCCAUGGCGGCUGCGCUUGACUCCAUUAACAGGGAGAGCUUUCAGAACUUCAAACUGCGCGUUGGCCUAGCACACGGCCCCGUCAUCGCUGGCGUCGUGGGCGCUCAGAAGCCGCAGUACGACAUCUGGGGGAACACUGUGAACGUUGCCUCGAGGAUGGAUUCCACCGGCGUCAUGGGCAGAAUACAGGUCACUGAGGAGACGGCAGCCAUCUUCCAAGGAGCCGGCUGGAAGUGCGAGUGUCGGGGGCCGCGCGCCAUCAAGGGCAAAGGCACCUUGGUUACCUACCUGGUGACGACACCCCAGGACCCGCCCGCCUCGGAGCUCCGCAGCGCAGCUUCUGCCUACGCCCUGAGACCUGAAGAAGGUGCUCUGCUCCGCCGACCUACAGCUGCAUCAGUCAGAGACGUGCUCACUGUAGGAUCGAAUCCCCUUCCCCCAAGGCCUCCCCAGAAGGAUCCUUCUCCCGUUCCUGCAGGAGGAUCGGGUUCCAGCGCUCAGAGGGCGUCGGAGGCAGUCCCCAUCCAGAAGAUCCUUGUGACGGCCAAGAACAUCGACGUGAGGAGCGGGAACGUGAGCGACGCGGUGAGCAGCAUGGCCCUUCGAGACAACGAGGACGCUCCGUCGGGGGCAGGAAAGGCCACGGCAGGAGGGCCUUCUGAGACAUCCCCCGUGGAAGCCAACAUCGCUAGGGGCGCCCGGAGGUCUCGAGGGAGUCAGUGUUUCGAAGAGCAACAAGGAACCACUGCAAAUCCGUCUUUGUCAAAUCCCAACAGGCAGGCGUAUGCGACUAACACUUCCGACGGCGUUUCCUCGACUAAAGCGAACUUGACACGUGUGAAUAAUUCUCAUCCGGUGACAAAACAGGCAACAGAAACGCAUUCUUCCGCGCCAGAUAAUUCAGUGCAGCCCGCUUUAGCCAAAGACAGCACAGCAGAAAGCACCACAGCGAACCUGAACAGAAUGUCAUUUGAGAGACAAACCAAUUCUAAGCAUGAGAAAAAGGCUGCGGACUCCUUUGUUUUAUUAGAUACGAGAGACUUCACGCAACCUUCUCUCACUUACAUUGACGAGUGCAGUGAAAUAAAAGAAAAUGGCAUAGAAACCAAAUUCCAGGGAGAACUUUCGGAAAAUAUGAGUAUCUAUGAAAAUCCGACAGAUGGCGUGCAGCAACCCGCGGUCACGAACAAAAAUGCUACCAAAUACGAAGCUAUGCAAAAGAGAAAUGGCCAUUCAGGGGCCAGUGUGGAAGACAUUAGCGAAACCCAAGGAGGCCACAACGCUUAUCCGGGAAAGUCCACUCCUUCGGAAAGAGCGUCCCUCUUGCCGAAGAUAACGAGAGGAAAAUCCGUAGAAAUCUUUUCCUCGGCAGAGAACAACAGAACCACCGGGGACGCAACGAAGAGGAGAAUCUCGGUGGCUAACUGUGUGAGCGAAGCUAAGAUAAGUCUUACGAACUAUGGCGAAUGUCGUGAAAAUGGUUCAAAGGGCAGAGACGGCGCCGUGAGUGAAGGCUCGGUCACCAAAGCGUCCCAUGUGCUAGCAAGCGACAUUAUUCUCAGGAAGAAAAACCAAGUCUUUGUGUAAUGGCAGGUGACAUUCAUUAAGAAGAGUAAAUAUAUAUAUUUUUAAAUGACAAUAAAUAAUAAAGACUCGCAGGUUUGCUGUGAUGGUUUGGGAAGCAUCAGGAACAUUCCCCAAAGAAAGAGAAAAUGGAGAAGAGAAAACACUGUGAGCGAAAAAAAAAUAUAUAUUCUCUUAUUUGCAAAUCAGAUAGUUUUAAACCCUCGAACUUCCUAUGAUAGAUAAACAGCAUACUACUAACGAAGAAGAGGCUUGAGGUUUCCACAAACUGAGUAGACAUAUUCUAUAGACAUUCAGCAAGACGUAAUUAAGAAUCCGUACACACACACACACACACACACACACACACACACACACACACACACACACACACACACACACACACACACACACACACACACGAGGGUCUAAAUCGUUUUACUCUGAAUAUCAGCAAAAUACGUAAGUGUUUUUUGAGAAAAAGUUGGUGAUGCAAAUCAGGAGCAAAACUGUUUCCUGCAACUUUCCUUGUUGUUAUACAUAUCAGUUCUGGGAAUGGCCUAAUUGGUGUUUGUUAGAUAAAGUAUUAGCCCUUGGCAACAUAGUGACUACAGAGACCACGCGGCAGGACUUUCGAACAAAUGAAUAAAGACAGUAUGCAAACCUUGGAUCCUUUUUCUAAUAGUAGCAAAUUUCAUGUUCGCAUUAUGUACAUAGCCUGGGUGUCCAAAAAUAAAUGUGAUAUUAUAAUUCAGUAUAACUGUGUGCAAGUUUGAAAGAUGAUUGUGAUUUGUGGUUUUAAGCUACAAACUUGCAGUUCAGAAACACUGGAAGAAAGAAAUUUUACUUUUAGAUAUACUGAAAUGGUGACACACUGUCUUCCUUACAAUAUAUAUAUACAUGUAUAUAUGUGUAUAUAUGUAUAUGUAUAUAUAUAUGUAUAUAAGUUAUUUGUACUUGUGCGUGUAUUUUGUUCAUUUUAUUAACCUGUUUUAGUGUAUUCAUAUACAAAAAUGUGAUACCCUACUCGAUACCAUGCUAAUCAUCAGGAUUAUUUAUUGUAUUGUACUCCAUAAUUGAUAUUGACUUUGUUGUUCUCUUUAUCAUGCCAUAUGAAAAAAAGGUCACAUUAGACUUAGAAAUGACACUUGGAUGAAUUAGUUGAUAAGAUAAGUAAACUGUAUUAGGGAACGAAUGCACAAAUUGGGUAUAAGCAAUGACGAUAUGGUAUUACUUGUAUGAAAGUAUAGGCGCGCGCGCACGCGCGUGUAUGUAUGUUUGUGAUAUAGAGAGAAGAUAUAUUGUCAUUUCACAAAACCAAAAAAGUUAGAGAAAUAUUGUGAUUCUUAUACAGAACUCGGUUACGCACGCGACAUGGGUUGGUGUGUGCAGGGUAGGCUGUAUCUUCGCAGUGUAAGUAUACAGAGCUGUGUCUACACUGUAUGAAUGUGUCUUAUAUCUCAACACAGCUCGGAGCUUGAGAAGGAAUCUUUUUUUCCCACUAUUUCUUCUAUUUUUAUGCCUCAUAUCUUCUAUUUUUUGAACACUCUAUUUUCUACAAACUAUAGAACCACAUAGUGUUAUUAUAUUAGAUAAAAAGAGGAUAAAAAGUAUGUCACUUUAGGUACAUAAAUCUCUGGAGACUUUUGUGCAUACAUGUACUACAUGGACAAGUAUCUGUAAAAGAAAAAUGAAUCCGUGUACUUGCUGUUUAUAUAUGUAAGUAUAUGCUUGUGUAUAGUAAGGUGUGUGUGUGUGUGAU